This is a messenger RNA of Diaporthe batatas, 681 nucleotides long. RefSeq lists its product as uncharacterized. NCBI's taxonomy places the organism in Eukaryota, Fungi, Ascomycota, Sordariomycetes, Diaporthales, Diaporthaceae. The record is from RefSeq and is a predicted model, not a curated record. Bases 1 to 681 code for a protein of 226 amino acids. The transcript has a single exon.
AUGGCAGCGGAAGCUAGCCUUAAGCUGAAGCACUUUUCAGGCGCGCUCCUCGUUGAAGCCGACCAAUUCUUUUCUUGUCGCAAGUCUUCCUGGGAGUGGAGCAACCUGCAGUCUCUCGUACUGACUUCGGAACUGCUGGCCCCUGAAUCGGAACCGAGUGAUAUUGAGCAAAUGCUCAAGGACGCCGCGGCAGCAGCGAUGAGAAUGCCACAACUAGAUACUAUGGAGAUUUGGAACGGAAGAGAGGCAUUGGCCACUCUCUUUAAGUACCAGUCAAGCGGAGGCCAGACGAAUGCAACACUUACCUGGAGAAGCACAUGGGAGCUUCGCUUACCAACCUCCGUGAUCCAGGCUUGGAAAUAUGUCGCACAAAAGCAAGGCGCGCGCGGAUUCACUUUUAUCACGGAGCUCCUUGAUAUCUGUGAGAAACUGGAGUCUCGCGGGGACGCAAUUCACCACCUGCGCCUUUGCACUCCUGUGCUUCGUCCAGUUUCAUUACAGCAGAUACGCACGGAUCACGGCAUUCACAAGACUUGGGAAGAACGGCAAGAAGACUGGAAACACGCUCACUUGCGUAAGCUGAUAGGUAUGGCCGAUCCUAACAACCGCGUACAUCAAGAAGUAUUAGCAGGCUUGCGGGCAAGCCUGAGGUACCGGUACGGUCGGCGGGAAGUGGACUGA